AUGUUCAAUGUGCCCAUGGACGAGGCCUUGCCCUUCAACCUCCCGCUACUGACAGUGCCGGCGAUGUGUGCCCUCACGGUCAUCAAGCAGCAGUCCGGCCAGAACAAGCUGACCACGGCCCUCGACGCCCUGAGGGAACGGGGCCGAGGCGCUCGCAUCAUGGAGGCCGCUGGGACUGACUGGGUAGAACAGGCCCUGAAGAACAACGUGAAGGCUGUCUUUGACGAAGAGACAUUUGGUCUGCCCUGGAUGGUGCGUACCAGGCCCAACGGGGAGAAUGAGACCUUCUGGGGAGUCGACCACCUCGCCGUGGUGGCUGGCUUUCUCGGGCUAGAGAAGCCGAUUGUAGGUGUUUGA
This is a messenger RNA of Geosmithia morbida, 357 nucleotides long. Its product is annotated as glutathione S-transferase kappa 1. Lineage: Eukaryota; Fungi; Ascomycota; Sordariomycetes; Hypocreales; Bionectriaceae. The record is from RefSeq and is a predicted model, not a curated record. The transcript has 2 exons. The coding region runs from base 1 to 357 and encodes 118 amino acids.